Molecule: messenger RNA, 2205 nt
Organism: Closterium sp. Naga37s-1
Lineage: Eukaryota; Viridiplantae; Streptophyta; Zygnematophyceae; Desmidiales; Closteriaceae
Source: the annotation of a GenBank genome assembly
AUGCUCUCCCCGGACGCCCCAGAGCGUCGCGAUGCUCUCCCCGGACGCCCCAGAGCGUCGCGAUGCUCUCCCCGGACGCCCCAGAGCAUCGCGAUGCUCUCCCCGGACGCCCCAGAGCGUCGCGAUGCUCUCCCCGGACGCCCCAGAGCGUCGCUAUGCUCUCCCCGGACGCCCCAGAGCGUCGCGAUGCUCUCCCCGGACGCCCCAGAGCAUCGCGAUGCUCUCCCCGGACGCCCCAGAGCGUCGCGACGCUCUCCCUGGACGCCCCAGAGCGUCGCGAUGCUCUCCCCGGACGCCCCAGAGCGUCGCGAUGCUCUCCCCGGACGCCCCAGAGCGUCGCUAUGCUCUCCCCGGACGCCCCAGAGCGUCGCGAUGCUCUCCCCGGACGCCCCAGAGCGUCGCGAUGCUCUCCCCGGACGCCCCAGAGCGUCGCGAUGCUCUCCCCAGACGCCCCAGAGCGUCGCGAUGCUCUACCCGGACGCCCCAGAGCGUCGCGAUGCUCUCCCCAGCCGCCCCAGAGCGUCGCGAUGCUCUCCCCGGACGCCCCAGAGCGUCGCUAUGCUCUCCCCGGACGCCCCAAAGCGUCGCGAUGCUCUCCCCGGACGCCCCAAAGCGUCGCGAUGCUCUCCCCGGACGCCCCAGAGCGUCGCGAUGCUCUCCCCGGACGCCCCAGAGCGUCGCGAUGCUCUCCCCGGACGCCCCAGAGCGUCGCUAUGCUCUCCCCGGACGCCCCAGAGCGUCGCGAUGCUCUCCCCGGACGCCCCAGAGCGUCGCGAUGCUCUCCCCGGACGCCCCAGAGCCGUCGCGAUGCUCUCCCCGGACGCCCCAGAGCGUCGCGAUGCUCUCCCCGGACGCCCCAGAGCGUCGCGAUGCUCUCCCCGGACGCCCCAGAGCGUCGCGAUGCUCUCCCCGGACGCCCCAGAGCGUCGCGAUGCUCUCUCCCCGGACGCCCCAAAGCGUCGCUAUGCUCUCCUCGGACGCCCCAGAGCGUCGCGAUGCUCUCCCCGGACGCCCCAGAGCAUCGCGAUGCUCUCCCCGGACGCCCCAGAGCGUCACGAUGCUCUCCCCGGACGCCCCAGAGCGUCGCUAUGCUCUCCCCGGACGCCCCAGAGCGUCGCGAUGCUCUCCCCGGACGCCCCAGAGCAUCGCGAUGCUCUCCCCGGACGCCCCAGAGCGUCGCGACGCUCUCCCUGGACGCCCCAGAGCGUCGCGAUGCUCUCCCCGGACGCCCCAGAGCGUCGCGAUGCUCUCCCCGGACGCCCCAGAGCGUCGCUAUGCUCUCCCCGGACGCCCCAGAGCGUCGUGAUGCUCUCCCCGGACGACCCAGAGCGUCGCGAUGCUCUCCCCGGACGCCCCAGAGCGUCGCGAUGCUCUCCCCAGACGCCCCAGAGCGUCGCUAUGCUCUCCCCGGACGCCCCAGAGCGUCGUGAUGCUCUCCCCGGACGACCCAGAGCGUCGCGAUGCUCUCCCCGGACGCCCCAGAGCAUCGCGAUGCUCUCCCCGGACGGCCCAGAGCAUCGCGAUGCUCUCCCCGGACGCCCCAGAGCGUCGCGAUGCUCUCCCCGGACGCCCCAGAGCGUUGCGAUGCUCUCCCCCGACGCCCCAAAGCGUCGCGAUGCUCUACCCGGACGCCCCAGAGCGUCGCGAUGCUCUCCUCAGCCGCCCCAGAGCGUCAUGAUGCUCUCCCCGGACGCCCCAGAGCGUCGCGAUGCUCUCCCCGGACGCCCCAGAGCGUCGCGAUGCUCUCCCCGGACGCCGAAGAGCGUCGCGAUGCUCUACCCGGACGCCCCAGAGCGUCGCGAUGCUCUCCCUGGACGCUCCAGAGCGUCGCGAUGCUCUCCCCGGACGCCCCAGAGCGUCGCGAUGCUCUACCCGGACGCCCCAGAGCGUCGCGAUGCUCUCCCCGGACGCCCCAGAGCGUCGCGAUGCUCUCCCCGGACGCCCCAGAGCGUCGCGAUGCUCUUCCCGGACGCCGCAGCGCGUCCUGAUGCUCUCCCCGGACGCCCCAGAGCGUCGCGAUGCUCUCCCCGGAAGCCCCAGAGCGUCGCUAUGCUCUCCCCGGACGCCCCAGAGCGUCGUGAUGCUCUCCCUGGACGACCCAGAGCGUCGCGAUGCUCUCCCCGGACGCCCCAGAGCGUCGCGAUGCUCUCCCCGAACGCCCCAGAGCGUCGCGAUGCUCUCCCCGGACGCCCCAGAGCGUCGUGA